CUGCAGCUCGUUUCAGUGCGCAUUUGUAGACACAGCAGAACGUACACACAGCUCGCAGAUAGAUCCCAGAAGACGUUGAAUGCAGCUCUAUAGUCAGAUCGGUGUCUGGACAUGUGGCCUGCUGCUCCUGCAGUGCCUGUCCUGGGUGGAGGGACGAGUGGGGCUGGGACCCGGCGCUCAGGACUGGGACUAUGUGGAGGUGCGAAAAGGCGCUCACCUGUUCUACUGGCUGCACUACACCACGGCCAAUGUCAGCGCAUUUACGGAGCGGCCACUGGUCAUCUGGCUGCAGGGUGGACCCGGCGUGGCCUCCUCGGGCUGCGGCGUCUUCGAGCAGCUGGGGGCCAUCGACAUCGAGGGACGUCCGCGCGACACCAACUGGGUGCAGCACAUGAAUGUGCUCUUCAUCGACAGUCCCGUGGGAACGGGCUUCAGCUACGUGGAGUCGCACGGGCGGUACGCCAGGAACAACUCACAGAUCGCCCGAGAUCUGGUCAGCUUGAUGCAGGUGUUUCUCCGCAAGUAUCCGCAGUUUCAGGCCGUUCCGCUGCACAUCUUCUCGGAGAGCUACGGCGGCAAGAUGGCACCGGAGUUUGCCCUCGAGCUCCAUCUCGCCCGGCAGCGCGGGCAGUUGAAGUGUCGCCUGGAGUCGGUGGCUGUGGGGAAUCCCUGGACCUCCCCGCUGGACAGCAUUCUGGCCUACGCGCCCUUCCUCCUGCAGCUUGGCAUCGUGGACGAUGAUGGAUAUCGCAACAUAUCUCGCGUGGCCGCACAGAUAGCUGGCCUCGUGUAUGCCGAGAAGUGGAUUGGAGCCUUGGAAAAGGGUUCCACCAUUCAGGACGUGAUUGGCGCGUACACAGACGGCGUCUUUCUGUACAACACGCAACGGAGGGUCCACCUGGAUGAGGUCUAUCGGUAUGGCGAGGACCCAAAGCUGAGCGACUUUAUGCGCUCCAAUGUGACGGAGGUGCUGGGCCUCAGCCACAUGCCCGAGUGGAUGCUGCAGAAUGCCACGGUCUUCAUGCAUCUGGGCAGCGAAAUCUUUCGACCUGCGAUACACAUAGUCACACGAUUGCUGGACGAGACAUCCAUCCGCGUGGGCGUUUACUCUGGCAUUCUGGAUCUGCUCUGCGCCACCCCGGGCACCGUCAACUGGAUCAACCGCAUGCGGUGGCGCCGCAAGGCUGAGUAUGCCGGAUCUACCCGCAAGUCGUUCCGCAUCGAUGGCAUGCUCGAGGGCUACGAGAAGCACGGCGGUGGCCUGAGCAUGUUCUGGGUCUAUAGAGCGGGGCAUCUGGUGCAGCAGGAGAACCCAGCGGCUAUGGCCCACAUCCUGCGUUAUUUUACCAGCUUUGGAUGAAAGUUUCUUUGUACAA
Molecule: messenger RNA, 1376 nt
Organism: Drosophila subobscura
Lineage: Eukaryota; Metazoa; Arthropoda; Insecta; Diptera; Drosophilidae
Product: retinoid-inducible serine carboxypeptidase
Exons: 3
Coding region: 80-1360 (426 amino acids)
Biological process (GO): proteolysis
Molecular function (GO): serine-type carboxypeptidase activity
Source: RefSeq, a predicted model, not a curated record